Molecule: messenger RNA, 3507 nt
Organism: Diaporthe batatas
Lineage: Eukaryota; Fungi; Ascomycota; Sordariomycetes; Diaporthales; Diaporthaceae
Product: dynamin-related GTPase DNM1
Exons: 4
Coding region: 371-2788 (805 amino acids)
Biological process (GO): peroxisome fission; mitochondrial fission
Cellular component (GO): cytoplasm; mitochondrion; peroxisome
Molecular function (GO): microtubule binding; GTP binding; GTPase activity
Source: RefSeq, a predicted model, not a curated record
GGCUCCCCUCCACCACGCUCCAAAAUUUGUCCAGCAAUCUGUACUCGCAACCGCGGCGAAAAAGGGAAAACAACAGCAUGCAUUUCUGAUCCCGGUGGCUGCUUCACCACCUCCUGUUUCCUGUCCAGCGUGCCCUGUCCAUCCUGCUGUCCCCAGAGCUGUCCUCGUCUGUUUCGAAAGCGGCUCUUGUUGCCUCAAGGAGUCGGGCGCUUUGGUCGCAGAUUUUGCCCCGGCACCGCGCUAUCGAGCCCUCUCCCUGCCUGUCGGACUCACCUCGACGCCUUGUCACUGCUCCUCCGAGUCCUGGUGAUUGACUCGUCCAAGCUCCGCGCCCCUACUGCUCUCCCUGCUCAACAACAAACGAGCUACAAUGGCUGCACUCGGAGACGACCUCUUGUCCACGGUCAACAAGCUCCAGGACCUGGUCUUCAACACAAUCGGAAACGACUCCCUCGACCUGCCCCAGAUUGUCGUUGUUGGCUCUCAGUCUGCCGGAAAGUCGUCUGUCCUCGAGAACAUUGUUGGCCGCGACUUUCUGCCCCGCGGCAGCGGCAUCGUCACACGUCGGCCGUUAAUCCUCCAGCUCAUCAACGUCCCUGACGACUCCGCCGACAUCUCGCAAAACCCUGCGCACCCUUCCCAGUACAAUGCAAAUGUUGCGCGCCCUGGCGAAUGGGCCGAGUUCAACCAUAUCCCCAACAGGCGCUACACUGACUUUGGCGACGUCAAGCGCGAGAUCGAGAAUGAGACAGCCCGCGUCGCCGGCAACAACAAGGGCAUCACCCGCCAGCCCAUCAAUCUAAAGAUCUAUUCUCCACACGUUCUAAACCUCACCCUGGUCGAUCUCCCAGGUCUCACAAAAGUUCCUAUUGGUGAUCAGCCCCCCGACAUCGAAAAGCAGACUCGCAACCUCAUCUCCGAGUUCAUCGCAAAGCCAAAUAGUAUCAUCCUUGCCGUCUCUCCAGCCAACGUCGAUAUUGUAAACUCGGAGGCUCUCAAGCUUGCCCGCCAUGUCGACCCCCUGGGUCGGAGGACUAUUGGUGUUCUGACCAAGGUGGAUCUCAUGGACCAUGGCACCAAUGCCCUGGACAUCCUGUCCGGACGGGUCUACCCCUUGAAGCUGGGGUGGAUCGGUGUCGUCAACCGAUCGCAGCAGGAUAUUCAGGGUAACAAGCCGAUGGAAGAGGCCCUGAAGGACGAGGAGAGCUUCUUCAAGCUGCACCCAGCCUACAGGAAUAUCGCCAUGAAGUGCGGCACACGAUUCCUGGCCAGGACCUUGAACACUACUUUGAUGGGACACAUCAGGGAUCGCCUGCCUGAUAUCAAGGCUCGGCUGAACACACUAAUGGGGCAGACCCAGCAAGAACUCGCGAGCUACGGUAACAACCAGUUCAGCGGCAGGGAGCACCGGGGUUCUCUGAUUCUGCAACUCAUGACACGCUUUGCCGCCUCAUUUAUGUCAUCGAUUGACGGUACCUCGACAGAGAUUUCCACCAAGGAGCUGUGCGGAGGCGCCAGGAUAUACUACAUUUUCAACUCCGUGUUUGGUAGCUCGUUAGACACGAUCGACCCGACCUCCAACCUUUCUGCGUCCGACAUCCGCACAGCAAUCAGGAACUCGACUGGUCCUCGGCCGAGCUUGUUUGUUCCUGAGAUGGCAUUUGAUCUUCUCGUGAAGCCACAGAUCAAGCUAUUGGAGGUUCCAAGCCAACGUUGCGUUGAGCUUGUCUAUGAGGAGCUUAUCAAGAUUUGCCAUACGUGUGGGAACAUUGAACUGUCGCGUUUCCCGAGGUUACAAGCCAAGCUCAUUGAAGUUGUAUCGGACCUUCUGCGAGAACGGUUGGGACCUGCGUCCGGCUACGUCGAGUCCCUGAUCUCGAUACAGCGCGCUUACAUCAACACAAACCACCCAAAUUUCCUUGGUGCUGCCAACGCCAUGAGCAACGUAGUCAGUGCCAAGCAGGAGAGAGAACGCAAGCGCCUCAUUCAGGAGGAGCGCGAGCGAAGGGAAAGAAGACGCGCGAAAGAGCUUGGGGCGAAUGGCACGGAGGAGGCCGAGGAAGAUGAUCAUGCCGGCACCGAAAAGGCGGAGCAUGCGUCUAUCCGCAAGGCUCAGGGCAAGGGUGCGCGCAGCAUGUCACCUGCAGUGAGGGAAAACGGCGCCGGCGGUCUCACGGCCGCGCUGAACGGAGCGCGCUCCGCUUCUCCCAUGAUGCAAAACUCUCAAGCUGCUGGCGGUGCGAAGGAUUCUUUCCUGAACUACUUCUUUGGAAAGGAUGGCAUGCCACCAGCAUUCCCGCCACCGGCGCCCAACGCAAACAUUGGACGGCACGUAAGCCAGGGCUCAGAGCCGUCCAUCAGCCAGAGCUUCAGGCACCAGGAGCCCGUGCUACGCUCUCCCAUUCAAACCGCCGCACCCGUCUCCCACGAUGAUGACUUCGUCUUUGGCUCAUCCGUGCCCCGUGGUGCAGACUUUGGUGCUACCGGCGAGCCUGCCAUGACGGAGCGCGAGCAGAUGGAGACGGAGCUCAUCCGGGCCCUGAUCUCGUCGUACUUCAACAUAGUCCGUGAGUCGAUCGCCGACCAGGUCCCCAAGGCCAUCAUGCACCUGCUGGUCAACCACUGCCGCGACGAGGUCCAGAACCGCCUCGUCAGCGAGCUGUACAAGGAGUCGAUGUUCGAGGAGCUCCUGUACGAGGACGACGGCGUCAAGAAGGAGCGCGAGAAGUGCGAGAAGCUGCUGCAGACCUAUAGGGAGGCGGCCAAGAUCAUCGGCGAGGUGGUGUAGAGGCCAGAGUGACAAGGGCAGCGCAGAAAGAAGAGAAGAAAAAAGAAGGAGGGCCCAGGGGGCAGCCAAGGGAUGAGAGCUGCCCGCACGCACCCUCGAGGCGAAACGGAACGAAGAGACGAACAGAUGAUGAUAGAUGAAGGCAGGUCAGGUCAUGGAAAGACGGAAACUGGUGUCAAUUGUACUUCUAUGUACUCUACUCCCAUCACACUCAUAACCCAUCCAUCCAAUCUUCACCCGCCCGCCCAUUCAUGAACUGGGCGGGACCACAUAACAACAACCAACUCCACACUACACAAACCACACCACACCACACCACACAGCAUCUGUUCGCGCAGAGGAAAACACCGCCUACACAGGAGGGGGGGAGGUCGUCUGUAUAUAGAACAGGCAGGCAGGCAGGCAGACACGGGACUGGGACGACUUUUUUGUCUUUUCAAGAUUCACGCGUUCGAGCAACAAGACGUGCUUUGAAGCAAUUAUGAGAUCGCAGCACACCUCUGUCCAGUUGACUCGUCUCUUAAGACAAUACCGUGAGACUGAUGUUACCCGUGUCUGAGCCAGCUGACCCUAACUUCUGAGAUGAUUGUAAGGUCAAACCUAGUUUGGCUUCGGACAUGUUGAUUUACCUACUACGUAGUGUACUAAUGCAUAUAAAGAGGCAUAUAACUAUUCAGGGCUUUAGGUCAGACUUGAUGAAUUCAUUUUGUUUUUAGCUA